AUGGAACCUGACGGUCCCUUGCUCAUUUUGGAUUUGGCCUUCAAUAUAUUUUUAUCCUACACCGCCACGAUGUUGAAUAUCUUAACAAUAAUGGCACUGAAGAAAACUAAGGUGUUGCCAAAAACUCUAAAGACAUUACUCAUGAGUUUAGCCGUCUCUGAUCCUGGCGUUGGCUUAGUAGUUCAACCUUUGAAGGUGGCAACAAGUCAGACUUCAGCCUUCAAAGACCUGAUCAAAGCGUUUGAAAUCACUGUAUUUCUACUGUGCAACGCUUCGUUUUUUGGUGUCAUUGCUCUGACUGUGGAUAGAUUCUUAGCCAUUUAUCUCCAUCUCAGAUAUCAAGAAUUUGUGACUCGCAAGCGUGUUGUUACUACGGUGGCCUUAAUAUGGACAUUGAGCACAUUCUCUUCUCUCUGGGAGCUAUGGAACUCACAUAUACACAACAUUAUAAGCGCUAUAAUUCCGCCUAUUUGCCUUAUUUCCACAGGAUUUUUUUAUUGUAAGAUUUAUGCAGCUGUACGACGCCACCGGAAAGACAUUCACGUCCUUCAUCUCCAACAAAAAGCACAGGACAGGAAAGUAGUUUCAAACGCUGAGAGAAUCAGAAAAUCCGCAGUUGGUACAUUUUACGUGUAUAUCUUAUUUUUAGUCUGCUAUUUACCUUACAUAUGUAUUAAUUAUAUAUACAUAAUAUCAGGAACAAAUAGUCUUCUCAAAGCAACUGAAAACUACAGUCUUACACUACUGUUUCUCAAUUCAUCUCUUAAUCCUCUGGUUUACUGCUGGAAAAUGAAAGAAAUUCGUCACGCCAUCAUGGAAUUGCUG
Porites evermanni is the source of this 825-nucleotide messenger RNA. Lineage: Eukaryota; Metazoa; Cnidaria; Anthozoa; Scleractinia; Poritidae. The record is from the annotation of a GenBank genome assembly.